GUUUAGUUUAAACAGGACUGUUGUUGUCACUACACUCUGCUAUUAUUGGUUAAAGAAGAGGGAGGGUUUUGGACUCCUUCGUACGUGCCUCAUCUCUGAUUUUUCUUUGGAAGGACUCAAGAAGCAGCACAACCAGCAAACCACUUCAAGUUCACACAUUCUGCACUGAGAAGAUGAGGCUGUUUCUUUUAUCCUGCAUCCUCUGCCUGAUGGCUCCAAUUGGCAACAGUCAGCUUCAUGGUCCUCCUGGUCCUCCUGGUCCUUCUGGUCCCAAAGGUGACAGAGGUUAUCCUGGCUUCCCUGGGGUACCUGGACCAGCUGGGGAAAGCGGAAUGCCCGGAAUCCCAGGUCAAAAAGGGGAUCAGGGAUCAUCAGGAUUUCCUGGCAUAGCAGGAAGACCUGGAGAACCCGGACAACCCGGACGACCUGGAGAACCUGGACAACCUGGAGAACCCGGACGACCUGGAGAACCCGGACGACCUGGAGAACCCGGAUCCAACAUGAUGUGCAGACAAGAUGCCACUGGUUCCAGUUGCACAGACCCCAGAGCCUUUGCUAAGUUAGAGUUGGCUAUAAACUACGACUUUGUCCGAAGAGUUGGUCAGAAAUACUUUGUGUCCUACAAGGAGAGAGACUCAUUCUCCAGGGCCGUCGAGUUCUGCUCCCAACAAGGUUUAGAUCUGGCUUUGCCCCAGAACGAGAAGGAGAACAUUGCACUGACUCAGUUCUUUGGGGACGUUUACAAAGAAGCCUGGAUCAACGUCAAUAAUAAAAAAGCAGAGGGGAACUUUGAGGCAGAUAUGAAUAACCGACCUCUGACCUUCACCAAAUGGGGAGAAGGGCAGCCAGACAAAUCCAUUGAGGCUACAGGCUGCACCAUGCUGUCAGAAAAUGGCGUCUGGCGAGUGACACACGAGUGCUUCCUGAAUGCUUACAUUAUUUAUAAAAACAGAUCGGAGAAUGUUUAUUUAAACACUCACAAGAUAGUUGUUAUCAUUUUGCAUCUGUUGUUUACUGUGGACCGAAUCCUUCAUACAAGAGUUCUCCCUCGUCUCUCAGUCAUUUCUCUUUGGAAGGACUCAAGAAGCAGCACCACCAGCAAACCACUCCAAGUUCACACAUUCUGCACUGAGAAGAUGAGGCUGUUUCUCUUAUCCUGCGUCCUCUGCCUGAUGGCUCCUAUUGGCUACAGUCAGCUUCAUGGUCCUCCUGGUCCUCCUGGUCCUCCUGGUCCUCCUGGUAUUCCUGGUCCUCCUGGUCCUGCUGGUCCUCCUGGUUUUCCUGGUCGUACUGGUCCUCUUGGUCCUCCUGGCCGUGAUGGUUCCAAAGGGGACAGAGGAGGUGCUGGACCAGCUGGACCUCCUGGACCACGUGGACCACCUGGACCAGUAGAAAUGUGUGGACAAGAUCGCCUUGAUUCUGCUAUCCUGGAGACUGAACACUUAAGGAAGAGCUUUGCAAAGUUAGAGCUUGCUAUAAACUAUGACUUUGUCCGAAGAGUUGGUCAGAAAUACUUUGUGUCCUACAAGGAGAGAGACUCGUUCUCCAGGGCCGUCGAGUUCUGCUCCCAACAAGGUUUAGAUCUGGCUUUGCCCCAGAACGAGAAGGAGAACAUUGCACUGACUCAGUUCUUUGGGGACGUUUACAAAGAAGCCUGGAUCAACGUCAAUAAUAAAAAGCGGAGGGGAACUUUGAGUAAAAACAGAUCGGAGAAUGUUUAUUUAAACACUCACAAGAUAGUUGUUAUCAUUUUGCAUCUGUUGUUUACUGUGGACCGAAUCCUUCAUACAAGAGUUCUCCCUCGUCUCUCAGUCAUUUCUCUUUGGAAGGACUCAAGAAGCAGCACCACCAGCAAACCACUCCAAGUUCACACAUUCUGCACUGAGAAGAUGAGGCUGUUUCUCUUAUCCUGCGUCCUCUGCCUGAUGGCUCCUAUUGGCUACAGUCAGCUUCAUGGUCCUCCUGGUCCUCCUGGUCCUCCUGGUCCUCCUGGUUUUCCUGGUCCUCCUGGUCCUGCUGGUCCUCCUGGUUUUCCUGGUCGUACUGGUCCUCUUGGUCCUCCUGGCCGUGAUGGUUCCAAAGGGGACAGAGGAGGUGCUGGACCAGCUGGACCUCCUGGACCACGUGGACCACCUGGACCAGUAGAAAUGUGUGGACAAGAUCGCCUUGAUUCUGCUAUCCUGGAGACUGAACACUUAAGGAAGAGCUUUGCAAAGUUAGAGCUUGCUAUAAACUAUGACUUUGUCCGAAGAGUUGGUCAGAAAUACUUUGUGUCCUACAAGGAGAGAGACUCGUUCUCCAGGGCCGUCGAGUUCUGCUCCCAACAAGGUUUAGAUCUGGCUUUGCCCCAGAACGAGGAGGAGAACAUUGCACUGACUCAGUUCUUUGGGGACGUUUACAAAGAAGCCUGGAUCAACGUCAAUAAUAAAAAAGCAGAGGGGAACUUUGAGGCAGAUAUGAAUAACCAACCUCUGACCUUCACCAAAUGGGGAGAAGGGCAGCCAGACAAAUCCAUUGAGGCUACAGGCUGCACCAUGCUGUCAGAAAAUGGCGUCUGGCGAUUCUGCACUGAGAAGAUGAGGCUGUUUCUUUUAUCCUGCAUCCUCUGCCUGAUGGCUCCAAUUGGCAACAGUCAGCUUCAUGGUCCUCCUGGUCCUCCUGGUCCUUCUGGUCCCAAAGGUGACAGAGGUUAUCCUGGCUUCCCUGGGGUACCUGGACCAGCUGGGGAAAGCGGAAUGCCCGGAAUCCCAGGUCAAAAAGGGGAUCAGGGAUCAUCAGGAUUUCCUGGCAUAGCAGGAAGACCUGGAGAACCCGGACAACCCGGACGACCUGGAGAACCUGGACAACCUGGAGAACCCGGACGACCUGGAGAACCCGGACGACCUGGAGAACCCGGAUCCAACAUGAUGUGCAGACAAGAUGCCACUGGUUCCAGUUGCACAGACCCCAGAGCCUUUGCUAAGUUAGAGUUGGCUAUAAACUACGACUUUGUCCGAAGAGUUGGUCAGAAAUACUUUGUGUCCUACAAGGAGAGAGACUCAUUCUCCAGGGCCGUCGAGUUCUGCUCCCAACAAGGUUUAGAUCUGGCUUUGCCCCAGAACGAGAAGGAGAACAUUGCACUGACUCAGUUCUUUGGGGACGUUUACAAAGAAGCCUGGAUCAACGUCAAUAAUAAAAAAGCGGAGGGGAACUUUGAGGCAGAUAUGAAUAACCGACCUCUGACCUUCACCAAAUGGGGAGAAGGGCAGCCAGACAAAUCCAUUGAGGCUACAGGCUGCACCAUGCUGUCAGAAAAUGGCGUCUGGCGAGUGACACACGAGUGCUUCCUGAAUGCUUACAUUAUUUGUCAGUUAUAGAGAGUUCUUGUAUCACCUGCAAUACCUGAUCUUAGAAGAAGUGUUUCAGUUUGGUAUUGACGUAGCUGAGUGAAAAAGAGUGAAUCAUAAUUUGUUGAAUCAGUGAAUUGAAAAAUAUUAACCUUAUCCUCAUUUUCAUGGAGAUAGCGAGGCUAACCAUUGCUCUAAGGUAUAUUUGCUCUUAAAUGUAUUAGUCUGUUACCCUCCACUAUCCUUGUGAUACAUCUUAAUCUCUUAAAAAACAUGAAUUUCA
Molecule: messenger RNA, 3609 nt
Organism: Dicentrarchus labrax (European seabass)
Lineage: Eukaryota; Metazoa; Chordata; Actinopteri; Moronidae
Exons: 20
Coding region: 174-3356 (1060 amino acids)
Source: RefSeq, a predicted model, not a curated record